UGUAAGGACAACCUGCGUGAACAACUGUGAGAGAAAAGGCAGCAUUUUCCCUUACCAUGGCUGGAACAAAGGAUCUUUUGAUGCUGGAAAACUUCAUAGGUGGACAGUUUUUACCAUGUCAUUCAUAUAUAGAUUCUUAUGAUCCAUCUACUGGAGAAGUAUAUUGCAAAGUACCAAAUAGUGGAAAAGACGAGGUUGAAGUGGCGGUGGAGGCUGCCAGAGGGGCCUUUCCUGGCUGGUCUUCCCAGAGUCCGGAGAAACGUGCUCAAGUCCUGAAUCGGCUAGCUGACUUGCUGGAGCAGUCCCUGGAGGAGCUGGCCCAAGCAGAAUCUAAAGACCAAGGGAAAACGCUCACGCUGGCUAGAACCAUGGACAUUCCCCGCUCGGUACAGAACUUCCGGUUCUUUGCUUCCUCCAUUCUGCAUCACACCACCGAGUGCACGCACAUGGACCACCUGGGCUGUCUGCACUACACGCUGCGGACCCCCGUGGGAAUUGCUGGUCUGAUCAGCCCUUGGAAUUUGCCUCUCUACCUGCUGACCUGGAAGAUAGCUCCAGCCAUUGCUGCUGGGAAUACUGUGAUAGCCAAGCCCAGUGAGCUGACGUCUGUAACUGCGUGGAUGUUGUGCAAACUCUUGGAUAAAGCAGGUGUUCCACCAGGUGUGGUCAAUAUUGUCUUUGGAACAGGGCCCCGGGUAGGUGAGGCCCUGGUGUCCCACCCCGAGGUACCCUUGAUCUCCUUCACUGGGAGCCAGCCCACAGCUGAGCGGAUCACCCAGCUGAGUGCUCCCCACUGCAAGAAGCUCUCUUUGGAGCUCGGGGGCAAGAAUCCUGCCAUCAUUUUUGAGGAUGCCAACCUGGAGGAAUGUAUUCCAGCAACCGUCAGAUCCAGCUUUGCCAACCAGGGUGAAAUCUGUCUCUGUACCAGUAGGAUCUUUGUUCAGAAGAGCAUCUAUUGUGAAUUUUUAAAGCGGUUUGUAGAAGCUACCAGAAAGUGGAAAGUUGGCAUUCCUUCUGAUCCAUCAGCCAGCAUGGGUGCUCUGAUAAGCAAACCACAUUUGGAGAAGGUCAGAAGUUAUGUCAAGAAAGCUCGAGCCGAAGGGGCCCAAAUUCUGUGUGGUGAGGGGGUGGAUAUGCUGAGCCUUCCCCCCAAGAAUCAGGCAGGCUACUUCAUGCUUCCCACAGUGAUAACGGACAUUAAGGAUGAGUCUUGCUGCAUGAAGGAAGAGAUAUUUGGUCCAGUGACGUGUGUGGUCCCCUUCGAGAGUGAAGAAGAAGUGAUUAAAAGAGCCAACAGUGUUGAAUACGGUCUGGCAGCUACUGUGUGGUCAAGCAAUGUGGGGCGCAUCCACCGGGUGGCAAAGAAGCUACAGUCAGGCUUGAUCUGGACCAACUGCUGGCUCAUCAGGGAGCUGAACCUACCUUUUGGAGGGAUGAAGCACUCUGGGAUAGGAAGAGAGGGAGCCAAGGACUCUUAUGACUUCUUCACAGAAAUCAAAACCAUCACUGUGAAACACUGACCUUCCCCUGAACUGGUGCCUACUGGUAGAAAAUCAGCCAUCCAUUGAGGUGUGAGGUGAUCCUGAGACACAUCACACCGUGCCUUGCUUACAGGAGGCUAGCUCUAGCUAGCCUCUGUGUGUGUAUUCUGCUAGCUGGUGAAGAGCUGCUAUGUAUUUCAAUGUGGUCACAGAGAAGAGAUGUCUGUAUAGGACAACAUACCAAGGAAGCCAGAUUGUCAUUGGUCUUCCCCACAUUAUGCCCCAUAGUGUUUUUGCCAUUUUGGUUUACUUCUUUACAUUUUGAUUUACUUACAAAUAGAAAAAUACAAAGCCAAAGGGAAGGUAGAAAAACACAAAGCCAAAGGGAAGGUAGAAAAAAAUACAAAGCCAAAGGGAAAUAAUCUGCACUAAUUUCCUACCAAUGAAGAGAUUAUAUGAUAGUCCCCUAACCAUAUUAGUCUCCAGCCAGGCUCAUUGAUAGUCGUCCCUAUCUCAUUACACAGAGAGGAAGUGUAUGUCUACAAAGUCUGCUAGGGAAGGGCUAUAUGGUAAGUCAUGCUUACUAUCUCCAACAGCCUCACAGCUGCCUUAAGUUACACCCUAGAAGCAGUUGAAAUAUUUGUGCUCUCUAGCACAUAUCACACAGCUGGCUGUUCAUCAAGUGUUGAGAAUUUGCCUAAUCGUAUCAUUGGCCAAAGAUGAGCAGAUGUGCCAUCUCCAUGCAUUGAUUAUGACUUUCCCUUCCCACACCUCCUCCCCUUCCUCCUCCACAUUCCUCUGUCCAGUCUUACCCAUGGAUCUAUCAUUACACGCCAACCUCAUCUUAUAAUGCAAUGAACUCCAGGGUGACUCAACAAUUUUCCACCAAGUUUGGAAAAAUACUCAUCAAAAUGUUAAGGACGGCUAUAUUGUCACUGAAUCAUAAUGAGCUAGAUUGCCAGAGUGCCUGGGUUCAUCCUGGGCCAGCUCUCUCCCCUGGUCCAGAUAGACAACUGAGGCACAGAGAGGUUUACUGUCUUGCCAAAGAUCUUAUAGCAAAAGCUCUCCCAGAGUGCAGUUGGGACACAGGACAUAAUGAACACCCAGAAGUACACAAACAUUGAAGAGCUAGAGGUUUUCUGAGGACAAUGAAAAAAUUACUGUAAAUUCCAAUAAGUGUUCUGGAGUUCCCACCCACAUAGAAUAAACAGCAGGCCUUUCUCUCCACUGAGGGCAAGAUAUGGGUGAAAAAAUGUUCUUGAUUAAUGUUGACAGAAUAGAAUUUAUACGUGAAACAAGACAUCUUUUAACGCUUUGAGUUCAGACACUGAAUGGCCAGAGUUGAGUUGGAAUCCCGCCUCUAAAAGACUCUAAAGUCAGGUGGUGUUUGUGUCCUGGGCAUUUGGUUUGCUGGAUAGGAAACAGUCUGAUUCUGUGCAGUUUCAGUGUUAUCCCUAGGGCUGCGGGGCUCUGUGGUUCUUGCUGCCCGUUUCCUGUGUAGGAGCAGGUUCCUGGGGGGGGGGGGUGCAUAGAGCUCUUGUGCUUCAGCAUGGCAUGAAGGGCCCUCAUGCCAGAUAACAAGGACCACCCCUGGGAAAUAACAGCUUAUGAAUUUCCAAGCAGGAGAAAUCUGAUUUUCACGCAUCAUCCUUGAGAAAUCAAAGCAUGUGAAAAAUCACUGAGAUAGAUAAAAAUGCUAAAAUCGGUA
Molecule: messenger RNA, 3189 nt
Organism: Dipodomys ordii (Ord's kangaroo rat)
Lineage: Eukaryota; Metazoa; Chordata; Mammalia; Rodentia; Heteromyidae
Gene: Aldh8a1
Product: aldehyde dehydrogenase 8 family, member A1
Exons: 7
Coding region: 57-1520 (487 amino acids)
Biological process (GO): retinoic acid metabolic process
Molecular function (GO): retinal dehydrogenase (NAD+) activity
Source: RefSeq, a predicted model, not a curated record